UGAUCCUACACAGUAACAAGGAGAUCACUGUUUUAUUACAACUGAAGAAAACAAACAUAACUACACCAUAACCAGAAAUUUCUCUUACUCCCAGAAACUCAAUCUGGCAACAACAUGAAGCCUUAUGCAACCCUAAAAAUCAGUUCCUUGCUUAAAAAAAAAAUCAAUUGUUUUUGAAAUGAGAAAAGUCUACAAGACUUUGCCUCCUCCAAUUUCUUUCCAUAACAGACUUGCCAACCCAAACUUUUUUUGCUCUUGCUAACUGGUCCUGGGACACUUGCGGAAGAAGCAAUCUUUAUGGACUUUUCAACCUGACUCUCGUCACAAACAGAGUUUUUCUUAUUGUUAGAAUGAUAAACCAUGUGGUUGCAGUGAUUUUCUUUUUGGUCAUUAGUAGCAACGCCGAGCUCAGAACUGUCUUUAAGAUCUGAGCAUGCAAGCCACAUAAAUAGAAAAUACAUUAAAAAAAUACUAAUAAAUACCAAUGAAUAAAAAUCUAGUAAAACAAAUAUAAUUAUAUGCUAUUUUAGAUGAUAAAUUUUAUUACACAUUUUAAAUUAUUUUAAAAAAAAAAUCAAUCUAAACCUAACUUAGGGACCACGCUAAACCUAGGGAACAGGCUAAUACUCUCCUAUAUAUAAAUAGGGACAUAAUCAUCAGGUUCUCACAAGUCACAACACACAAAUAAAAAAGCAGAGAGUACUUUUAUCGAGCUGUUAGCAGAAUAAUGUUGGAUAUCAAUCUGUUUCGAGAAGAGAAGGGGAACAAUCCGGAGAUCAUCCGAGAUUCUCAACGGAAGAGAUUCGCCAGUGUUGAUCUCGUCGACGAGAUUAUCGAGCUCGACAAAGAAUGGCGUCAGCGUCAAUUUGAAGUAGAUAAUUUGCGCAAGGAGCUCAACAAGCUGAACAAGCAAAUCGCCAAGCUCAAAAUCUCUAGUGCUGAUGCGACGGAGCUGAUUCAGCAAACAGAGAAGAACAAAGAAGAUUAUUCUACGAAGGAGAAGGAAGUUGGUGAAGCAUGUGAUGUUUUGAAAGACAAACUGAAGGAGGUUGGCAAUCUCAUCGACGACUCUGUUCCAGUUUUUGAAGAUGAGAAAGAUAACCCUGUGAUUGAUUUUUGGGGUGAUAAGCGGGUUGCUCCGCCUGGUCAGAAGCUGAAGAACCAUGUGGAUCUCGUUGAGCUUCUCGACAUUGUAGAUACUAAGAGAGGUGCUGAGAUUGCUGGAGGAAGAGGCUUUUUCCUUAAAGGAGAUGGUGUGCUACUUAACCAGGCUCUGAUCAGCUUUGGGCUAGACUUCUUGAAGGAUAGAGAGUUCACAUUAUUGCAACCUCCUUUUUUCAUGAGGAAGGAAGUCAUGGCCAAGUGUGCACAGUUGGCUCAGCAUGAUGAACAACUAUACAAGGUGACUGGUGCUGGGGAUGAUAAAUACCUUAUUGCAACUGCUGAGCAACCUCUUUGUGCAUACCAUAUGGAUGAAUGGAUCGAUCCCAAGGAGCUUCCCAUAAAAUAUGCUGGUUACUCGACCUGCUUUAGAAAAGAAGCUGGUUCCCAUGGAAGAGAUACACGUGGCAUUUUCCGUGUUCACCAGUUUGAGAAAAUUGAACAGUUUUGCAUCACUAGCCCUAACGACAAUGCUUCGUGGAAAAUGAUGGAGGAGAUGAUGGAGCACUCUAAAAAAUUUUACCAAGAGCUAAAAAUUCCAUACCGAGUCGUGUCAAUUGUCUCUGGAGCAUUGAACGAUGCAGCUGCAAAGAAGUAUGACUUGGAAGCUUGGUUUCCUUCGUCAGAGACUUACAGAGAGCUUGUGUCUUGUUCCAACUGUACAGACUACCAAGCUCGAAGGCUUGAUAUCAGAUACGAUCAGAAAAAGGAGAGCAAUGAGCAGCAGACGAAGCAGCAGUAUGUGCAUAUGCUGAAUUCGACUCUUACUGCGACUGAGAGGACCCUUUGCUGCAUUCUCGAGAACUACCAGCGUGAAGAUCGUGUGGACAUCCCUGAGGCUUUGCAGUGUUUUAUGGGCGGACGAACGUUUUUGCCCUUCAAGGCAAAAAAAACUUAAAGCCGAUUGAUAUUAUAUUAUUAUUGUGAUUUUCAUAAAAAAAUUCAUUGUUAUCUCUUUGUUUAGAUAAUCUCUACAUGAUGAUAGCAAAUGAAAGAAUCAUGCAACACUGAUUCAGUCUACUAGUUUUACAAAAGACUCUUAUCCUUUCAUGAUCUAUGGAUUCAUAUUUUAAAAUUGUACCUUGGUUAAACAACAGACAAGAAUGUAGCAGACAAGAAUCCAGCUAAGCUCUAAGCCUGAUGGUGCAAAGUAGUUGUUGAGAAUGACAUAUAUGAUGCGAGAGGGAAAAUGGUUACAUAACCGUAGAACACUCCGAGAUUAGUGUCAUAAUAGUUCCAUUCUUGUUUCUUCCAUUUUGUGAGCUAACAAAUGUUCCCUAUUGAUGCUCUGCUACAAAGAUAAAAAGGUUGUGCAUACAAUGAAUGUAUCCCUCAGUCAGAAUCACAGAACAUUGUAAAACCUUAUCUUCAUCGUUCUAGAAAGAGG
Messenger RNA from Brassica napus (rape), 2548 nucleotides. Its product is annotated as serine--tRNA ligase, cytoplasmic. NCBI's taxonomy places the organism in Eukaryota, Viridiplantae, Streptophyta, Magnoliopsida, Brassicales, Brassicaceae. The coding region runs from base 728 to 2059 and encodes 443 amino acids. The record is from RefSeq and is a predicted model, not a curated record. The transcript has 8 exons. Gene Ontology annotation, biological process: seryl-tRNA aminoacylation. Gene Ontology annotation, cellular component: cytosol. Gene Ontology annotation, molecular function: tRNA binding; ATP binding; serine-tRNA ligase activity.